GAAAAUUGAAAAGUCAAAAACCCGCGCUCUCUCCCAUUUUUCAAAAUGGAAGAAGACCACCAAUGGGAGCUCUGCAACGACGACGGCUUCGUCUUCAAGCGCAAGCGCCGCCGCAUCGACGCUCCACCGCCGCCAGAGGCCGACGAAUCGGCGGCGGACAACCUUCGGAGAGAGCGUAAGAAACAAACCCUACUCAAGCUCAAAUCGAAGUACGAGAAAGAGAUUCUUCACUGGGAAUCAUUGUCGAACACCUUGCUCGCACUGCAACAACGCACUGCUCUUCACUCUCUUCAACAACAACAGCAGCAGCAGCAACGACUAAACCAAGCCCAAUCCCUCCCUUCUCCUUCCUCCUCAACCGACUCCGCCGGUAGCUCCCUUCUCCGCGACCUCCUAUUGCAGGUGGAGGCGCAGGAAGCGAUAAUUCGCGAUGUGUCAAAUUUAUGCGACAUAGCAGAAGCUGUGUGCGUUAAGAGGGAAGAACAGUUCAAACAAACCUUGUUUGAUCUUCCAAUUUGGGCAUCACCGAAUGACCUCAUGGAAGUGCUAUGUGGUGAUGAUGAUGAUGACGAUGAUUGAAGCCGCUAUUGCUUUGCACAAUGCCACAACCGAUUUUAUUAUCCGUAAGUGUAACUCUUUAGCACAGUGAUUUCGUGUAGAUUAGGCAUUUGGCAGAGUGGUAAAUAUAUUUAUAAAUUGAUUGUGUUGUGAAGAAUAUCUUUAGCCUGAUGAAUGAUAAGAAUAUAUAUAUGACGAGUUUUAGAAGGGGAGGGGAAGAUGGAAUGUGGUUUUGUAUAAAAUUCAUUAAUUUUUAGAAUCUAAUGCCGUUAUGUAUUUUGAUUA
Molecule: messenger RNA, 843 nt
Organism: Vigna unguiculata (cowpea)
Lineage: Eukaryota; Viridiplantae; Streptophyta; Magnoliopsida; Fabales; Fabaceae
Product: cryptic loci regulator
Source: RefSeq, a predicted model, not a curated record